AGGGUUCACUUGCUUUUUUUGUUUUGUUUUUUUGUGGGGACAACAUGAAUUGCGCAGCAAUGGCCGCUUGCGUUUCACGGCAGCAGCAUGAUCGGCGGAACGGGUUUCGAAGGCUCAGCGGGGACAGCACCGCCGUCGUUAGCAACAAUGCGAGGGAGAUUGUGGAGUGCGGAUCCGAGGGGGAGAGGGAGAGAGAAGAUGAAAGAGAGAGCGGCGGGAGCGAGGUAGAACUACUUGAAGCAGAAUUGGGUGAUCAUGGCGGGAAGGGUCACUCUGAUUCCGAUGAAGAAGUGGCAGAAAUAGCUAUGCUGGAAGAGGGGAUGGGGGACGAGGAGAUGACGGACGAGGGGAUGACGGACGAGGGGAUGUCGGACGAGGGGAUUGCGGACGAGGGGAUGACGGACGAGGGGAUGUCGGACGAGGGGAUUGCGGACGAGGGGAUGACGGACGAGGGGAUGUCGGACGAGGGGAUGUCGGACGAGGGGAUGUCGGACGAGGGGAUGUCAGACGAGGGGAUGUCAGACGAGGGGAUGGGUGCGGAAGAGGGGAUCAUGGCGGAGGAGAGAGCGCAGCGGCGGCGGCAGUCAUGGCUGUGGAGCGUGGAGUGGUUCGCGUCGUGGCCGCUGAGGCGACUCAGCCACACGUGGCGCCGGCGGCUUUUCUGGCUGUGGGGGCUAGCAGCCCUUUGCAUGUUGAUCCUGGUGCUGGUGUCGGCGUGGCGGCUCUCAGAGAGGGACGCGUGGGACGAGCUGGCAGCGCACUGUGACGAGUGGGCGGCGUUCGUCGAGGGCAAGUUCAACACCACGGCUGCCAACACGCACUCUCUCGCCGAUUUCGUCCGCGCCUACUACCUCGAUAGCGCGAAGGAGAGCUUUCGCAACGUGGCCAAGUUCCAGGGGUUCACUCAAUCCACUCUCGACGCCCGCCCCAUGGCAUCAUUUGUGGGGUUCUCAUUCCUCUUCAACAGCUCAGCAGAGCGGGCCGCAUUGGAGAGGGAGACGGGGCAGUGUGUGUUCGGCUACGGCCCGAGCGGCACCUUCCCCUGCCGCCCCAUGGGCGAGCCCAUGUACUCGCCGGUCGUUUUCUUCAACAUAAGGCCAGGAUUCAACACCCUGCUGGACUUCAGCAGCAGAUGCUGCCUGGACAUCAUUUCAGAUCCAAGUUUCGACGCCACAAUUCAUCGGUCCAUCGCGCUGGCCUCAUCUGCCAUAGCACCACCUUUCAUGCGCGGGGACUACCCCUACCACUACCUCGGCAACUGUUUCCCCGUCUACCACAACCGCACCACCUUCGCCCUGCCUCCCACAUACCCCCCUCCCACGCCCUCCUCCCUCCACCUCCCCGCCCUCGCCCACCCCGGGAUACUCCCGAGAGGCUUUCUCCUUGUGGUGUAUAACUUUGCGAGCCUGCAAUCGAUGGUGGGCUUUAAGGAGCUGGUGGAUCCGAAUGCACGGGUCUAUCUGGUGGAUGGGACAAGGGAUGGAGAUUGGGAUGGGGUUGCGGGUACUUGGGUGCCAAAAUUGAUGUUUGAGCAAGGGGGGGUGGUGGGUGAGGAGGAGAUUGGGAGGUGGAUGGUGGAUUUAGAGGGGAAGGAGAAGGCGAAUGUGGGAGGGAGAGUUCAACGUGUAGUGUACCUCGGGGACUCGACGAGACGCUUCUACCUCUUCUGCGAGCGCGCUUCCUACACAAAGCCCUUUGGUCCCUUUGUGUGGAUGGUGGUGGCGGUGCUCUUCCUAGCCGUGUCCACGUUCCUCUUUUGGACGUGCAUCCAACUCAUGGACGCCUUCGAGUCAGACUGCCACCACAUGACCGCCGCACAGCACGAGCUCAGGGCUGCUCGGUUGGAGGCCGAGGCGGCCAGCCAAGCCAAGGGGGAAUUUUUGACGACCAUGUCGCAUGAGAUCCGCACACCCAUGAACGGCGUCAUCGGCAUGCUGAAUCUGCUGCUGGAGACCCCCCUGGACAGCACGCAGCUGGACUACGCGGAGACGGCGCGCAGCAGCGGGCGCGCGCUGUGUGCGCUGAUCAACGACAUUCUGGACCUCUCCAAGAUCGAGGCGGAGAAGCUGCGCCUCGAACGCAUCCCCCUUGACCUGCGUGCGGAGCUCGACGACGUGCUCGCACUCUUCACAGAGAGUGCCGAGGAGAAGCGCACCGUGGAGCUUGCGGCCUUCGUGGCGGAUGAGGUGCCCAAGGCACUCAUCGGAGACCCACUCCGGGUGAAGCAGAUCCUCAUCAAUCUCAUUGGCAACGCCUUCAAAUUCACGUCCAAGGGCCACAUCUUCAUCGCUGUCCGGGUCGCUAGCAGCACAGGCGACGACGAUCCCCCGUCGCUGCUCCCAGCCUCGUCCUCCACCUCCUCGUUGUCCUCCUCCUCGUUCUCAUCAUCCCUCUCCAAAGCAUCCGCCAACAAGCGCCAGUCCCUUGACAACGGCCUCGCUAUUGCAAGCAACCGAGUUUCUGCAAACAAGGGGAAGGGCGCACCUGGUGGCGAUGGUGUCAUUGCUGCUGUAGAUGGGAAUGGUACGGUCGCUUAUUCUACUGCUGCAGCUGCUUCUACUGCCGCUGAUGCCGGCACUGGUGACCGUUGGACGGCUGCAGGUGCUACUUCUGACCUCGAGUGUGUGACCCUGAGUGGGCAGACGGCAGUGAAGACGUGGUGCUCGUGGGAGGGUAUGGGUGUCCGCAUGGACCUUGGUGCGGUCGGCAUGGUGAAGCAUGCAUGCGAUAGCACUCCGCCUCACAACCAGCCAGUUCGUCUGUUGGUGGCUGUGGAGGACACAGGUAGCGGCAUUCCUCGGCACGUUCGAAGACACAUCUUCCAGCCUUACGCCCAGGCAGACCGCAGCACGGCACGCCUCCAUGGAGGCACAGGGAUUGGGCUUUCUAUAUGCAAGCGGCUUGUGUCUCUGAUGGGGGGGUCCAUCUCCUUGGCUAGCAAGCCUGGCAUCGGCACCACCUUUCUCUUUGAUAUUCUCCUCCACACGCCUCCUCUCCCCGCCCUUCCUAGCCCUCCUCCCCCUCCACCCCACACUCCUCCUUCUCCCUCCCCUCUCCCACUCCCAGCCUUGCCCACUGCUUCCCCAACCUCCCCGCAAUCCCCCACCAUGCCCUCUGUCCCGCCUUCCAUCCCCUCGCCUCUUCCGCUUAGCUCGUGCGAUGUGUCCCCCCAGGCCACAAGGAACCAGCAGCCCCCGCAGCAGCAGCAGCAUCCGCAGCAUCAGCAUCAGCAGCAGGUGGCAAGUGGAGUGGAGAUGGUGUGUGUGGAGAAUGGUGGGAGCGGUGGCAGGGCUGCAUAUGCGUUGGAGGGGGUGUGUGUGGUGAGUGUGGACGACCGGCCGGUGCGGCAUGCUGUGACUCUCAGUCUGCUGCGCCGCCUGGGCGCCUGCACCCUCCACUGCUCCUCCUUCCACCACCUGCCCUCUCUGCUCGCACAACACCAUGCCAUGCACCAUAGAACCGACCAUGCCAUGGAGAAUUAUACACACGAUUCUAUGCACCAUGGCUCACACCAUCAUGCAAAGCAGGAAGAGUUGGAGGAGGAAGGGGGAGAGGAGGGGGAGGGGGAGGAGGGGGAGGGGGUGGAGGUGAGGGCGGAGGAGUGUUACAAGGCUGUAAUGAGUUUUGAACCUUCUUCUGCUGCCACAUCUCCUUCUCACAUGCUGCCAUUGCAUCCUCCCCUUCCCUCAACCAGCCGAUACCGCCCUGCUCGCCGCAGCAUCUCCCUCACAGCUGCAUCAACACCGCACCCACCCACUCCUCUGGCUCCUCCGCCUUUUUCUCGCUCCGCAUCGCACACAGCCUCAACGCAUCUCUCACGACACGCACACAUUGCACCCCUCGCACAGCUCGCACCAUCCGCUUCUCAACCCUGCAUUGGAGCCGCUCGAGCUGCGUCCCUGGCAGCACCCCCACGUCGUUGCAGGACUCACUUUCCGCCGCUUACUAUCCUUCCACAGGCCAACACAGGGCCAACCAGCUCCCACUUCUCCCCUCAUCUUGAGCCUUUCGGCUCGCCGGACAUUCUUGCAUCCCCGCCUGUAUUCCGUCCAUCUGCCGCCACCCCCUCUGCGUCUUCACCCCCCUCCUCCCCUCUCUCGCCUGCUCCUCCCCCCCUCCACUUCUCCUGCCCUCCUCUCUCCCUCGCUGCCGGCUGCUCGUGUGGGAAAGGAGUGGAGGGCGGGGAGGAGGAGCAGCAGUGGCAGCAGCGGUGGUGGUGGCAACAGGGGGAAGAGGAGGAGGGGCAAGGGGAUGGGGAGGAAGAGGGGGAGGGGCAGCAGGGGGGGCACUACAGGAGUUUGGGUGAGGCGGAGAGGAGGGGGUAUGUGGGGGCGGUGGUGGUGGAAGGGGAGAUGAUGUGGCGGCUGGGAGUGACUGUGGACCAGAUUCAUGCCCUCGUGGCUGGGCAGGGGGGUGACAUUGCGAUGCCAGGGCGAGGAAGCGAAAUCGGAGUGGCAGGGGAAGGCGAGCAGAUGAGCGAGGCGAGGGAGGAGGGGGAGGUGAGCAACCGCAGUGGUUGGCCCGAGCCCUUCCUUGUGCUCCUGCAUGGGUGCCUCCCGCUCGCACCCGACUCUCUUGCCGGAGACCCUGCCACGCCCGACAGCUCCAGCCCUUAUAAGGGGGAUGCUUAUAAAGGGGACGUCUUUUCCCAGGAGGCGGAUUUGGAGUGCCAAAGGGAAGACGGGAGCAGGAGCUUUCAGCAGUCGAAGAGCGGGAGGGAUCUGACCCGGGGGAGGAGCCGGGACAGGAGCAGGAAGAGCAGGCAGAGUGGGGAGAGAGGAGCAGCAGUAGCUGCAGGCAUUGCGGCUGACUGUGCUUGUAAGCCAAGUGACUGUAACGAUGCGUCGAAGGGCCGUGCCAGUUGCAGCAGGAGCAGGUCGCCUGCACUGUCUCUCUCCCCGUCCCCAUCCAUCCCUUCUCUAUUGUCACUUGGCUUCGAUGCCGUUGUGAGGAAACCUCUCAGAAAGCCAGCAGUGCUGGCGGCGCUGCUGCCGCUGCUAACUGUAGACACGAAGAACGGUCACUGUAAGGAGACAGGUGGAGGCAAUAAUGAGGAUACAGCACUGGGAGGGCUGAGGGGGAGAGAAGAGGAGCGCACGGGAAUGAGGGGUUUAGUGAGGUACAGCCGAGAGCUCUCCAUGCAGCGGCAGCAGCGGCAGCAGCAGCAGCAGGUGCCUUCCUGCCACCGUUAUGUCGCUAUCGAGGGUGGCCUUCCUGUCCACAAGGCAGGCAGCAGCUCUGCAGCCGCCAUCUGGCAAGCCAUCAAGUCCCCUCGAGCCGUCAUGCACGCCUCACACACCACCUCUCCCACCACUCCCACCACCCCCACCACUCCCACCACCCCCACCACCACUCCCACCACGCCUACCACUUUUACCACUCCCAACACCCCUGUUUCCAACGCUGGCCGUCCCGUUUCUGCAAACCUAACCACACCAACAGUCACCUCACCAGUCACAGCCAGCAGCAUGAGCCCACAAACCUCCUGUGAUCAUGCCUCAUUUGAGGGGGCCAAGCUCCUUGCUGCAGCCAACACGUCACCAACGGCUGGGGUUUCAGCCACUCUAGCCACGCACCUGCCACCUCAUCUCCUCCCCCCUGUUGCUGCUGUCAGCGAUCGGUUCUCUCCCAUGUCGGGCAGCUCGUCCCCCCUGACCAGCGUGGACGUCAGGGGGUUUGAGGGAGCACAAGACAUGCAUGACGGCGGCUCAUCUGUGUUCCGUGAGGCAGCGCCGGAUGCACGCAUAGAUGGCAACAGUGCCUCAUUGGGUCAGCGAGCAGCUUCUCUCGAGCACCUGGUUGUAGCGGCUACAGAUACACGUGCAUCUGCAGCUGCUGUUGCAGCUACAGCUGUUGCGGCAGUUUCGACUGAUUUAGUGGCAGCAUGGGUUGGUCCUGGUCCUCUUGUGAGGCAUGCCUAUUCUACAGAUGGAGCGGCUGCAGCGGGAGAGACGAAUGGCUCAAAAGCUGCGAGGAGGGCAGGUUUAAGGUCUGGGGGCAGCCAAAGAAAUAUACGGAAGAGCACCAAUGCCCGUGGUGCUGGUGCUGCUGCCGCUUCUGGCGGCGGUGGUUCUGGCCGCACCAGUGGUUUGGAGAGCGGGCUCGAUUUCACAGGGUUCUCUCCCCCGUGCGCUCUGCCCACAUCUCCCAGUCCUGCCUCGUCUUCUUCAUCUGCCGCUAAGCUAUCUCCGGCCCUCACACGCACAACAUCUCCGUUUUUCUCAUCAGCAGCAGCACCAGCGCCACCAGCAGCAGCAGCAGCACCACCACCACCACCAUCACCAUCACCAUCACAAUCACCAGCAUCACCAUCACUAGCAGCAGCAGCAGCAGUCUGGGAGCCGGCAACAGCGGGGGAGAAGCUGGGAAUACUGGCGGGGAAGCAGGUGGUGGUGGUGGAUGACAACCUGAUCAACCGCAAGGUGGCCGGCAAGCUGCUGGAGCGCCACGGAGCGCGAGUGACCGCCCUGGAUGGCGGGCUCAAGGCCGUCGAUGCCCUCGCUCCGGGCCACCCCUUCCACCUCGUCUUCAUGGACCUGCAGAUGCCGGGCAUGGACGGGUUGGAGGCGACUCGGAGGAUUCGGGCGCGGGAGAGGGCGAGGGGCAUGGGGCAUGUGCACAUCAUAGCGCUCACAGCGGACGUCAUUGCUGGCACUCGCGAGCAGUGCUUCGCCGUGGGCAUGGAUGCGUACCUCUCCAAACCCCUCGAACACUCCCACCUCGCCAACGCCGUCUGGCAGUGCCUCGCCAGCUCAUAGUCAUAGAGUCAAAUAUUCAGACCCCAACUGGCCAACGCCGCCCAGCAAUGCCUCGCCAACUCAUCAACAGAGGUGACAUUUUAGUCGUCUGGACAGUAGGUACCUCGCCAACUCAUGGAAACAUAUCGUCAGACUGCAACUUGCCAACUCCAUUCGUAGAUGAGGUGGUGUGGAAGGGAGGUCUUGUCAAACAUAUGUGUGUAUGUUUUGUAGACUACAUAGGGUCAGGCCAUACAGAGUACCGUAAUCUCCCGGCAUGAUUACCCCCCCGAAAAAGGGACUCUGGGUCUUUUUUCCGGACCAUGGGUCUUAAUAUCGUAAAGGGAUUGUGAGGACCCGCUGUUUGGGGUAAAUCAUUUGAGGACCCCCCCCUUUUCAGUUUUAAGAGGUUUUUCU
Messenger RNA from Closterium sp. NIES-67, 7154 nucleotides. NCBI's taxonomy places the organism in Eukaryota, Viridiplantae, Streptophyta, Zygnematophyceae, Desmidiales, Closteriaceae. The record is from the annotation of a GenBank genome assembly.